Peronospora belbahrii is the source of this 2112-nucleotide messenger RNA. Lineage: Eukaryota; Oomycota; Peronosporomycetes; Peronosporales; Peronosporaceae. The record is from the annotation of a GenBank genome assembly.
AUGGUUACUCAACGUGUGAAACCAAUCCGGUCUAAUGAAAUGCUAGUUAAGCCCAAUGGUGGAUCUCCAAAUGCAGUAGAAGACACGGAGGUUCAGGACGAGAAGGAGACUGUACCGCUUGGUUUCGCCGUAAAUACACGCAAUUAUCAGGCACUUAUUGACAAUUUAGCAUGCAAAGCCUCUCUCUCUUGUAAGAGUGUAUCAUCAGGUUGUCGACGACAGACACUUGCCAAAAGCACAAUGUACCAGCAGAAUCAACCGCUUCAGAGCUGUAUAGUAGACGAGAAGAUGGCUGCAGCGGACCAAGACGAAGAAGACAGCUGUACUGUCGUGGGACUGCCAGUGAACACGAGAAACUAUGAAACUAUUGUAGGAGACAAUCGCCUCAUUCGGUCAGACCCAGGGACGUUGUAUUGGCUUAAUCGACGCGCGACUGUUGCGACGAUGGCGCAGCCAAUACAAAAAGAUGAGGAGGUUCCUGUGGCUGUAGAUGAAGCUGAUGAAGAGGAAGAUGAUAAUGCUGUCAUGGGGCUACCGAUUAACACAAGGAAUUACGUGGCCUAUCUAGCAGGUGAACCGGGAUCAAAAGUGCACCAUGCAGGACACCGUAAUCGAGGAUACAGCAAUCUUGCAAAUGAGAAGGAGGUUCGUGAAUCGCGUGUUAGUGAUCCGUACUUGUCCUCUUCACAUCGUGGACACCUCUCUUCUGAUCCCCAUGCAGCUUUUAAUCGUAAAAAUCAGAAGGAUACUUGUCCAUCCUAUUUUGAAAACCGUCGUACAUCCAAUGCGGCAGUUGUUCCCCACGCAGGCUGGGUUUGCAUUCAACAUGGUGCAUUUAGGUCGUGGAAACGAUACUAUGCAGUGUUGUCGGGUACCGAGUUUAAAUACAGUAAAGGCGUGGGCCAGACACCGAAGGGUUAUGGUCUUUUGAUGUCCGUCAAGGAAGUAGAAGAUUUGCGCUAUGGACUUCAACUUGAGUUUGGUGAUGGCAGCACGCUUCAGAUCCGCUGCUUAAAUGACCAGGACAAUAAGGAAUGGUUGAGUUCGAUGGAAAGGGCCAUAGAGCGCAAUCAUACCCUCAACUCGCGGUCGAAAACGUCAUAUAGACUCACAGCAUGUGAGCAACACGAGGGACAUUUGUUCAAACAAGAGAAAAAUAAAGCAUGGAAGCGGUAUUUCUUUGUUGUGCGCGUUGACGGCUACAUCGAGUGCCGAGAUGGUGAGCACGGUACUGCUGAUCGGAAGUGUUCUGGAUAUAUUAAGACUGUAUCAUUUGCAGACUGCCACGCGAAUGGAUUAGCUAUCCAGCUCAGCACCGAUAUGUCUAUGGUGUGCUACGCAGAGUCAUAUGAUGAGCAGAUGCUUUGGUAUGGCGCUAUUUCAGCGGCUGCUAGUGCGAAUGGCAAGAUAGUGCAGCUUAUUACGUCGGUGAAAAGUUGCUAUAUACAGACAGCGCUGGCAAACCACGCCGGAUGGCUAUACAAACAGGCAGGUCUAUUUAAGGGCUGGAAGCGUUUGUACUUUACACUGCAUGGCAUUGAACUAGCGUAUGCCAAGGACACAAACUCGGCGACUGUGCUUUCUGAUAAGGCGCAUACCGUAGAAGAAUGGGAAGGUCAUGCGAACGGGCUGUUGAUUCGGCUAAAGAGCGGACGUGUCUGGAAAGUUCAUGCCGAGACCUACGAAACAGCUAAGCGGUGGCGUUCCGUCAUUAGCAGCGCGUGUCGGCACGCGGAAACUUUCAAUAUAAAGAAAUAUUUGAAUAGCCGGCGCCGUAAGAAAUUAAGGCCCGUAUUUGGUGGAUGGCUUACAGAGGUGAAGAAGGGCUCACGUUUGCGGCGCUUUUAUGUGAUGGAUGGCUCAUCCCUGGGUGUUGCAAAUGAUGUAGACAAUCAGCUUGAGAGUCUUGGUAACGUUGUGGACGUGGGGUCGACGCGUGACCUGGCAUGUGGUAUGGUAUUUACGCUUGCCGAUGGAAACAAGGUCAAGGUGAACUGCGACUCGUUGGCCGACUCCAGGUGCUGGUACGAGUGUCUGAAAUUUUCGCUGAGGAGACGCGUUCCAGUGAAUUGUUGUACAAGAGUGGCUGGGAUGUCAGUUGUAGGGUAUUAG